Molecule: messenger RNA, 2586 nt
Organism: Prunus mume (Japanese apricot)
Lineage: Eukaryota; Viridiplantae; Streptophyta; Magnoliopsida; Rosales; Rosaceae
Source: RefSeq, a predicted model, not a curated record
GAUAUGGCAGGAUUGAUAAGCAAGAUUAAUCGUUCCUCUAUAGGUCCUUUGCCGCCUUGCUAUUCCCCAUCCUUGAAAACACUAAUCAAAGGCAUGCUGAGAAAGAACCCUGAGCAUCGGCCAAGUGCAUCUGAGGUUUUGAAGCACCCUUAUUUGCUGCCUUAUGUUGAACAGUAUCGUCCAUCCUUUAGCACUCGAACAGCCUUCUCUCCCGAUAAGCCUAUAUCUAGAGCUCGUGAAUCUCGAAGAAACAUGGCAGAAAGCCAAAACAGUAAUGGUUCAAGCAGUGAUAAAGACAGUUUGCGUUCAAUUGAGAAAAACGUUCCAGAAAUGGAGUCAAACUGUGAUAAUAAAGCUACUGAGACAGAUUUUGUUUCUCUCGAGGAUGAAGAUGGCUCUGAGCAGCUCCUGCCUAUUGAAGAACAUGGCCCAAAUGUUUGUUCUAUUAAAGUGGAACAACAGUUGAUGAAGCCUUCUCAUUCUGAAUUCAAUGUUGAAUUCAGGCAACCAAAAACCAUUAGGAAUAUAAUGCUGGCUUUGAAAGAAGGAAAAGUUAGGGAAAAUAGUUCACCAAUGAGAAGUAAUCGUACAAAGGUUGGUGUGUCCACCCAGAGAACUAACACAGAAGCAGUGUCUAAAAUACCCAGGCUGAGUGAUGUUUCUCCUGGUAUCAAGUCCAGUCCUGAUACACCCACUGUUGCAUCAUCAAUGGCAAUCCCUGAUUCUGCAAAACGGACACAGGGAUCCCAUCCUUUAAAGCAUCCGUUACCCAUAGUUGACUCCUCACCAAAACCUAAACCCAGAAAUGAUGGUACUCCUCCCCCUGUUCCUAUAAAACAAUUUUUUGAUGAUGGAAUUCCUAAGCCUAGGCAAAGGACCCCUCCUACGCUGGCUAGACGUUCAACAUUUCCCGGACGGAUGAAGCAAGUGGGGGUUGAUGUUCCAAAUGCAGUGAGCUAUGCUCCGAGGAUAAGUGCUAGAGAGAUAACACAGGAGCCUGAAAAGAAUCCUCCUCAAGUGCCUAACGGUUGCCUAACAAACUUUCCUAGAGAGGUCACAGAAGAGCCUCAAAGAUAUCAAGAGACAAGUUCGAAAGGAAUGCAGACGGAUAGCAGCAAUUCUAUCUCCUCUUCUGUUUCAAUUCAAGGAUUUGAGAUUUGUGAUGAUGCAACGACUCCUUUUAUUGACAUGACUGAGCAGAUGCUUCCUGAUUAUGGGAGUGUCACACACACUGAGAGUACAGAAUCUCCACCAAGUUGUUCAGCUGCUACUCAUUUUCAUUCAGUGAUGUCUGAGACUGCAAAAAACCAUAAGCAUGAUAAUAAAUCAGAAUGCUUAAUUGAAACCUCUGAGGCUAUUCUAGAUCUUCACAAUACAACAGCUGGUGACGAACAAGUGAAUUUGACUGCCGCUCUUGAUCUCCCUGUCCCGGUUUCUGAAGAAAGAUUUAUUUGCAAUGAUCAUACCCCUGUAAAUAGGCCCAGUAGUACGCCUGGUACAGUGUUCCAGUCAAAAUAUACAUCUACAUCAAGUGGUCAUGACAAGUUCACUGUAAGGGAACUUCUAUCCCCGGUUGCAGACACUACCCUUUCUUCAGACCAAAAAAAAGACACUACCCUUUCUGUUCCCCCUCCCAUUUCAUCAAGCCAAAAUUUAUUUCAGCCAGAUAGAGGAACCAGCUUGCAAACUCCGUCAGGUGAAAAGGCAGCUGCUGCUAAUCUUCCUCCUGCUUUUGAUGAUGUCAUACAUGUAAUACGGCAUAGUAGUUUCCGUGUCGGGAGUGAUCAGCCAGUAAUGGAAUCUGUGGAGAUGGGGGUUCAGAAUGUGGAUGUUGGGAAGCUGAUAAAUGUAGUAAGGGACGAAUUGGAGAUGCGAAAUGUGACUGUUCCUAUUGCUCCUAAAUCCUCAAACUGCUCUGAAACAUUAAGCCCAAAAUCCAAUAAUUCUGAUCACUCGGAUGCCAAAGAAACUGAGAUGAGGAACCUUGUACCGUCAGCUCAAAAAUCUGAUUCCUCUGAGCCAACAAAGCCCAGUCCUCCUAUGACCGAAGAGGAAAUACCAGAAAAGGAAAUAAUGGAUGUCAAGUCUUUUAGGCAGAGAGCAGAGGCACUAGAAGGACUACUAGAACUAUCUGCAGAUUUGCUGCAGCACAACAGAUUGGAGGAACUCUCAGUUGUUUUGAAGCCUUUUGGGAAAGAUAAAGUCUCCCCAAGGGAGACAGCUAUCUGGUUAGCAAAGAGUCUUAAAGGAUUGAGGAUCGAGGAAGGCGGGCGGAGUUCGUGAAGCUCUCUCUAUAGUAAGCUUUCUCUUGUUGAUGUUACUUGAAACUGCAAUACUAAUCUCAGCCUUUUGUCACGCCUCUUGAAAAUUCAAAUCCAUUUUGAAUUCCAGAGAGAACAACCAGGUCUCAAGUUUUUUUUUUUUUAAUUUCUUCAAUUUGUAAUUCUUUGAAUGCAUUCGGUUGUUGUACAUAGUGACCAUACGAAUUAUAACAUUGUCUUCUAGCCAAAUGUAUGAUAUGCUGUUAGCUUGCAGCCAAUGUUAUUAUUGGGGUUGUAACAAAACAAAAAAUUAGUAUUGCUGAAA